AUGGCUUCCUCUCAGACAAUUCAAUCGUGUUCUGAGCAUAAGAUUGCUGUAGCUGAUGAAACCUAUCAGUGGAUGGAACGUGAGCAACGAGCUCAGUGGCUUCGAGCAACCAUUCUAGGAGCUAACGAUGGGUUGCUUUCGACCACAUCCCUAAUGCUUGGUAUAGGUGCAGCAAAAGAUGAUAGAAGGUCCAUGAUCCUCUCUGGACUAGCUGGAGCACUUGCAGGUGCCUGUAGCAUGGCUGUUGGCGAGUUUGUUUCUGUUUCAACCCAAAGAGAUAUUGAACAGGCAGCUUCUGCCUGCUGCACUUCAAAAACUGACACAGUAGGAAUAUUGAUGCAAGAUCAUCACAAGGAAAAAGGACUGCCUAACCCGUACAAGGCCGCUGCUGCAUCAGCUUUGGCAUUUUUAUGUGGGUCAGUUGUGCCUCUGGCAUCCGCUGCUUUUAUUGCACAAAAUGUUAUUCGGAUUGUGGUGAUUGCAGUGGUUACAUCUAUAGCUCUUGCCUUCUUCGGGUGUUUUGGAGCUUAUCUUGGUGGCUUACCAGUUAGCAUGUCAGCAGCGAGAGUUGUGGUUGGAGGGUGGAUUGCGAUGGCAAUUACUUACGGUUUGCUUAAGCCCUUCGAUGGAGAUCAUGUCGGCAGCGGCACUGAUUAG
Molecule: messenger RNA, 657 nt
Organism: Durio zibethinus
Lineage: Eukaryota; Viridiplantae; Streptophyta; Magnoliopsida; Malvales; Malvaceae
Source: RefSeq, a predicted model, not a curated record